CGAUUGAGUGUUUUAAUUAACAAUAUGGAUGAGCCUUGGAGAAAGAUACUGAUGAAUUUGGUUCUAUUUUAUCCCCAUGUUGCAUUAUUCAGCAUCCCAGUGGGGACACUUGCAUGUAGCUUUCAGAAGGACUGUGAUAUGUGGACGGUUAUUAACAAGGGAGGAAAAGGCACAUUUGUGGAGGCUGACACAUUGCCAAAGACAAUGACAGCCCAGGACUCAGUAACGAAGUUUAGUAGAGGGACAUUUCUGCUGUUAGAUGGUACUCAUGGUAAAACUUCAUCAGCCGUAGUUAGUUCCUGUUACUAUAGCCACCAGUCAGCACCACCAUCAAUAUAUCAACUUCACCUAGAUGUUCUGCUGUACCGUGAAGAGAGCAAUGAAGACAACCUGACCAUAAGUUACUGGGUCCGCAGAAAAGAGACCAUUGUCAGAGUUAUUCCUGUAAAUAAAACGCUCAGGUGGCAGACAUUGUCAUUAGAGAUAGAACCUACAGAAAGUUUACUACCUAUUAAGUUUCAAGUGACAGGCAAUAUUGGAAAUAGAAACACCUUAAUGGCAGUGGGCAACAUUAAAGUAGAGGUAUCUUCAGAUGGUGAAAAAUUUAAACCUGUUUACUUUACCAGUCAGCCAUCCUGCAGUGACAAAACCAGCGGACCAAAGGAUAUCUCAAAAGACACGUAUUGUUAUGAGGGAAUGCCAGAAGGGGCACAUUGUAACUUUGAAGAAGGUCUCUGUGGAUGGAGAAAUGUACAAGGCAAGGAUGAACUUGAGUGGAUCAGACAUAAAAAUGCCACACCAACUGACCGAACUGGACCUCAGUUUGACCAUACCACAGGAACAGCUCACGGUCAUUAUUUGUAUGUUGAAAUGGACAAUGGGAGACAUUUAGAUGCUGGUAUUCUAGAGAGCCCAGUGUUUCCAGCUCCCAGUGCCUCAGUCUGGAAUUCUUCCUCAUCAUCAAAUGGGAAAUGUCAGCUAGCUUUUUACUACCAUAUGUAUGGUACUCGAGUGAGUAGACUCAGAGUGUCUCUGGUCAGUGCAUGUAGACUUGGAAUCAAUCGCCCAAUAGAAAUCCUGAAUCUGAAUGUCAGUGAGGACAAGUGGAAAUGUGCCUCUGUAUCUCUUACCAAGGACAUUCCUAGAAAUUUUGGGCCGUACUUCAUACAGAUAAAAGCAUUUCGUGGAUAUACACAAAGGGGAGACAUUGCUUUGGAUGAUAUAUCUAUCAGUCCAGAGUGCUUCCAAGAUAUAGCUAAAGAAGAGCAAUCCAGCAAUGGAGAACUCUGUGAACCAUUGACUUCAACAGAAGAAACUACCAGCACCUCUUUAACCAGUACCAUACCAGGACUUAUCUUCAAGUGGCAAAAUGGAACAAAAUAUAAAUUUAUCAAUUGCAACGCCUUUGGAUCAGCUGGCCCUAUGCAGUCCCAGUGUGACUCGGUUUAUAAAUCCACCAAAACAGAUGUCAAGAUUGUGGACAGCGGGUCUCUUCAUGGAAUACAAAUGUGGACUGUUCCUGAAAAUGGCACCUAUGAGUAA
Molecule: messenger RNA, 1542 nt
Organism: Saccostrea cuccullata (small rock oyster)
Lineage: Eukaryota; Metazoa; Mollusca; Bivalvia; Ostreida; Ostreidae
Product: MAM and LDL-receptor class A domain-containing protein 1-like
Exons: 10
Coding region: 25-1542 (505 amino acids)
Cellular component (GO): membrane
Source: RefSeq, a predicted model, not a curated record